AUGUCUACCGAACCUGCUGUUCAAACGCAAAGAGACUCGGUCGAUGUUUCGGGUGGACGGACAGCCCCGUAUGUGGGGGUCCAUACAGAACAUCACAACCGCGGUUCUCUGGAUCACAGACGCAAAAGCUCUUCAGGCGAGCCAUUCAAAAGCGGCCGUUUUUCGUGGGUUAAACGGCUAAUGAACAACAACAAGCCAGUUCCGUCGACUUUGGUGCAAGGACCAAGCCGUAACCAACGGCCAGUCCAGCAGACAAGACAAGAGACAGCUUCUGUUCAUGGCACAAAAAGUUUGGAUGAUCAGCGUAGUACGUUCAGUACAGACAAUUCCACCAUUGACAAUGUGAGCACGAGACCCAUUUUAUCCAAUUCGUCAGACGAGAGCGAAAACGAGGCUGACGAAGUGGAUUCAAGUUACAAAUACUACGAUCCGUCUGUGAAGUCGACCGCAAUGACCUCUAUAGCUCCCACGUCGUUUACCACCGCCAGCAGUUAUGGUCCAAACAACAUGCUCAUCAAUCCUGGCGGAUCAAGUGGGGCAGGUAGCACCACUGGCGCAGGAACAAGUGUGAGCAAUUACUCUGGAACAGCAACUCCAACUGGCCAGUCAUCUGCCCACCAAACGGCUCACGGGGCAGACUCAUCCUCUGUCAUUACAAUUGCCAGCUCUACUCGAAAUAGAAGACGGCGGAGCAUUGACACCAACGCUUCUAUUUCUGCAAUUCCUCCUGCCAGCAUCUUCGAGCGGAUUGUGCCUGCAAAUGCCAGCGGACACAGAAUCCCUGUCACUGAGAUCCCCUCGCGGGCAGCCGUUAGUGAACAGGACUCUCUAGUGUCUACAGAUUACUGCUCUGUCGCUUCGCAGUGA
Messenger RNA from Ogataea philodendri, 867 nucleotides. RefSeq lists its product as uncharacterized. The record is from RefSeq and is a predicted model, not a curated record. The transcript has a single exon. The coding region runs from base 1 to 867 and encodes 288 amino acids. Lineage: Eukaryota; Fungi; Ascomycota; Pichiomycetes; Pichiales; Pichiaceae.